Hyaloscypha bicolor E is the source of this 1034-nucleotide messenger RNA. RefSeq lists its product as uncharacterized. The record is from RefSeq and is a predicted model, not a curated record. Gene Ontology annotation, biological process: regulation of DNA-templated transcription. The transcript has 4 exons. NCBI's taxonomy places the organism in Eukaryota, Fungi, Ascomycota, Leotiomycetes, Helotiales, Hyaloscyphaceae. Gene Ontology annotation, molecular function: DNA-binding transcription factor activity. The coding region runs from base 232 to 729 and encodes 165 amino acids.
CAGAACCUAGCGAGUCUCGUCUUUGAAGUAGAUACCCAUGAGAACGAACCAUCUGAAGUAUCCAAACAACAAGAACAAGGCCAAGAACAAGGCCAAGAACAACAGCAGCAGCAGCAGCAGCAACAACAACAACAACAAGCAACCAGAGAAAUCCCCCGCAUCACAAUUGACGAUCCUGAUCAGAAUCAAACAGUCAAGUACGAUUCCUCGUCUUCUGCUACUGAAACCGAGAUGUCCUCCUCACACCGAUCUUCACAUCACUCUUCCAAGGGAAAACAUCAUUCUUCAAAGUCCAAAACCAAGAAGGACGAUUGGUCAGAUAUCACCGAUCCUGAGGAGAGAAGACGCGUUCAGAAUCGAAUUGCACAAAGAAAAUUUCGAGAUAAGGCCAAAGAGGCCAAGGAACGUCAAGAUAGAGAGGCCGAAAACAGAGCUCAUGCUGGGCAUUCCUACCAUACACCCGAUCCUGGUGAGAUGGGAACAGACGAGGAGCUCUCAGGCCUGCCCUGGGGAUCUUUAUCACUGAGACAUGUGGUUUCCAAGGGCAAGGCAAGAGAAGAGGAGUCCAGAAGAGGAUCCAAAACCCACGAAGACAGGAGUCAUUACGAACAAGAGCCAGUCUACGAGGAGAGAGAUGUAUAUUAUGAGCAAGAUGCGUAUUACGAAGACGAUAGAGCAUACUAUGACUAUGGGAGUGGAGGAAGUGGUAAUGGAGGUAGAUCUCGCUAGUCUGUUUUUUUCUUCUUCGCAGGAUUCAUGUCUCUAGGAAUAGAUUUUCUGCUUAAAUGUGUUACACGAAGUACAGCGGAUUGCGGGUCAUUCAAGGUAGUUCUUAACGGGUAUAUGACUCCUGUUCUCUCCUCCUGCGGGUUUAGAUCUUGGCGUAUUGAAAGCGCUUCUCCUUCUUACAGCGUAAGCAAUCGGGGUAUCUCAACAUAGAAGAACUCCGGUAUGGCAUCAUGUUACUGUCUGAUUCCUCUCAGCUGCUGACCGGGGUGGGUCGUGCACCAGAGUUCAGCCCUCUCAUGUAUUAU